This is a messenger RNA of Closterium sp. NIES-67, 525 nucleotides long. NCBI's taxonomy places the organism in Eukaryota, Viridiplantae, Streptophyta, Zygnematophyceae, Desmidiales, Closteriaceae. The record is from the annotation of a GenBank genome assembly.
GACUUGCCUCCUGGAAAGAAGGCAAUCACUUCCAAGAUGAUCUACAGGCACAAGUAUGGACCUGAAGGGGAGCUGACCCGCUACAAGUCUAGGCUUGUGGCACGGGGGUUUCAGCAGACAAAGGGGAAGGACUAUGAUGAGGUGUUUGCUCCUGUGGGGAAAGGAACAACACUGAGGGUGCUGUUAGCGAUAGCUGCACUCCUGGGAUGGAAGAUACGGCAGAUGGACAUUGUGACAAUGAGUCCGCUGUGAAGCUCGCCAAGAAUGCUUGUCUGCAUGGGCUGACAAAACACAUAAGGCCUAAGUGGCAUUGGGUGAGGAGACUCCUUGAUAAGGAGGUGCGGCUGGAGAUAGUGAAGACCCAUCAGCAGGCAGCAGAUAUUUUCACCAAGCGUCUGGCGGAGGCGGAUCAUUGGAAGGGCAUGAAGCUUGCUGGGAUGAGUGUGCAUUGAGUAUGCAUGCUUGAGAUGUGGUAUGGUCGAUGAUGGUUGGCAGCCAGAGGGGGAGAUUGUUGUGUGAUGUCAU